Molecule: messenger RNA, 3303 nt
Organism: Acanthosepion pharaonis
Lineage: Eukaryota; Metazoa; Mollusca; Cephalopoda; Sepiida; Sepiidae
Source: the annotation of a GenBank genome assembly
AUGGUAACGUCAUGCCUAUAUUUGACCAGAGUUCUCUCUUUCAUCAUCUCACAAGCCUAUAAAUGGGAGGAAAAGUGUCAGUGUGUGUUGUUUUUUUUUUCCCUUUCUCUCUCUCACACUCUCUUUCACUCUCUCACACUCUCUUUCUCUCUCUCACACUCUCACAUACACACACGCUCUCUCUCUCUCAUGCUCUCUCUCUCUCUCUCUCUCUCUCUCUCUCUAUGCUCACUCUCACUCAUAGACGAUAGAAAUAUGGACAAUCUGAAAAUACCUGCCCUUAAUCCCUGGCUGAUACCAGUAAGACUUCAUCCAGGCUGUUUGCUUCUUCAGUCUACCAGUCAACAUGAUGACCUGCUCUUCUUGGGUUAUCGCUUAACAGUUUGUUGUAAAGGAGCCACUUAUGGGUGGGGAGAUGACUGCGAGGUAUUCUCAGCCCUUGGGUGCACAGCUGAAAACAAGUUCCUGCCCCAGAUCACCCUCAAUCUCACUCCCUAUCUUGCAUCUACAUGCUUUGUCUGUCUUCCUUGUAACUAUAUGCUUUCUCGCUCGUUUCUAUCUCUUGUUUUGUUUUUGUCUGUCUCUCUCAUCUUGUUUUUGUCUUUCUCUCUCUCAUCUUGUUUUUGUCUUUCUCUCUCUCAUCUUGUUUUUGUCUUUCUCUCUCUAAUCUUGUUUUUGUCUGUCUCUCUCUCAUCUUGUUUUUGUCUGUCUCUCUCUCAUCUUGUUUUUGUCUGUCUCUCUCUCAUCUUGUUUUUGUCUGUCUCUCUCUCAUCUUGUUUUUGUCUGUCUCUCUCUCAUCUUGUUUUUGUCUGUCUCUCUCUCUCUCAUAUCUUGUUUUUGUCUAUCUCUCUCUCAUAUCUUGUUUUUGUCUGUCUCUCAUAUCUUGUUUUUGUCUGUCUCUCAUAUCUUGUUUUGUUUUCUCAUAUCUUGUUUUUUGUCUGUCUCUCAUAUCUUGUUUUGUUUUCUCAUAUCUUGUUUUUGUCUGUCUCUCAUAUCUUUGUUUUUGUCUGUCUCUCAUAUCUUGUUUUUUGUCUGUCUUCAUAUCUUGUUUUUGUCUGUCUCUCAUAUCUUGUUUUUGUCUGUCUCUCAUAUCUUGUUUUUGUCUGUCUCUCAUAUCUUGUUUUUGUCUGUCUCUCAUAUCUUGUUUUUGUCUGUCUCUCAUAUCUUGUUUUUGUCUGUCUCUCAUAUCUUGUUUUUGUCUGUCUCUCAUAUCUUUUUUGUCUGUCUCUCAUAUCUUUUUUUGUCUGUCUCUCAUAUCUUGUUUUUGUCUGUCUCUCAUAUCUUGUUUUUGUCUGUCUCUCAUAUCUUGUUUUUGUCUGUUCUCAUAUCUUGUUUUUGUCUGUCUCUCAUAUCUUGUUUUUGUCUGUCUCUCAUAUCUUGUUUUUUGUCUGUCUCUCAUAUCUUGUUUUUUGUCUGUCUCAUAUCUUGUUUUUUGUCUGUAUCAUAUCUUGUUUUUGUUUCAUAUCUUGUUUUUGUCUGUCUCUCAUAUCUUGUUUUUUUGUCUCUCAUAUCUUGUUUUUGUCUGUCUCUCAUAUCUUGUUUUUUGUCUGUCUCUCAUAUCUUGUUUUUUGUCUGUCUCUCAUAUUUUGUUUUUUUGUCUGUCUCAUAUCUUGUUUUUGUCUGUCUCUCAUAUCUUGUUUUUGUCUGUCUCUCAUAUCUUGUUUUUGUUGUCUCUCAUAUCUUGUUUUUGUCUGUCUCUCAUAUCUUGUUUUUGUCUGUCUCUCAUCUUGUUUUUGUCUGUCUCUCAUAUCUUGUUUUUGUCUGUCUCUCAUAUCUUGUUUUUUUGUCUCUCAUAUCUUGUUUUUGUCUGUCUCUCAUAUCUUGUUUUUUGUCUGUCUCAUAUCUUGUUUUUUCUGUCUCUCAUAUCUUGUUUUUUGUCUGUCUCUCAUAUCUUGUUUUUUGUCUGUCUCUCAUAUCUUGUUUUUGUCUGUCUCUCAUAUCUUGUUUUUUUUUGUUUUAUCUUGUUUUUGUCUGUCUCAUAUCUUGUUUUUGUCUGUCUCUCAUAUCUUGUUUUUGUCUGUCUCUCAUAUCUUGUUUUCGUUUUUUCUCUCUCUCUCUCUCGUUUUCGUUUUUUCUCUCUCUCUCUCUCUCGUUUUCGUUUUUUCUCUCUCUCUCUCUCUCUCGUUUUCGUUUUUUCUCUCUCUCUCUCUCUCUCGUUUUCGUUUUUUCUCUCUCUCUCCUUCCUUCCUUCCUGCGCUUUGGCUCUCACUCACUCACAUUCAUCCUUGGUUGAUAUUUAGUGCAUUUAUAAGGAAUAGCAAAAGUUUAAUAUCUCUCUCUCUUUCUCUCUCUCUCUCUCUCUAUCUCUAUCUCUAUCUCUAUCUCUCUCUAUCUCUCUCUCUCAUUAGGAAUUGCAAAAAACUUGGGUUGAUAAACCAUAAAAAAAUCUCUUUUCCAUCGUCUCCACUUUUCCCCUCUUCUCGUCGUCUCCUCCUUCCCCCGCUCUUCUCUUGUCGUCUCCUCCUUCCCCCACUCUUCUCUCGUCAUCUCCUCCUUCCCCCGCUCUUCUCUCGCCGUCUCCUCCUUCCCCCGCUCUUCUCUCGUUGUCUCCUCUUUUUUCUUUUUUUCUCUUCGUCUCUCUUUUUCCCGCUCUUCCUCGUCGUCUCUCUUUUUUCUCUUCUCUCGUCGUCUCCUUUUUUCCCCGCUCUUCUCUCCGUCGUCUCCUCUUUUUUCCCCGCUCUUCUCUCGUCGUCUCCUCUUUUUUCCCCGCUCUUCUCUCGUCGUCUCCUCUUUUUUCCCCGCUCUUCUCUCGUCGUCUCCUCUUUCCCCCCCUCUUCUUUUCGUCUCCUCUCUUCUCUCGUCGUCUCCUCUUUUCCCCCCUCUUCUCUCGUCGUCUUCUCUUUUCCCACUUCUCUCGUCCUUCUUUCUCCCUCCCCUCUCUCCCUUCCCCCCUCUUCUCUCGCCUGUUCUUGCCCUCUUGCCUCUUGCUGUCUUCUCUUUGUGCAUUUUACGAUUUUCAAUAUUUUUCAAUUGCUUUUACUAUUCUUCCCUUUAUUUUCUUCUUUCCUUCAGUUUUCCACCCUGUGCUUCUUUUCCAUUCUCUCCUUCUUUCUCCCACAUACAAUCCCUGUUUUUGCUUCUUUUCUCUCUCUCACUCACAUUGUUCCUCCUUUUCUCUCUUAUUCCUCCCCACACUUCUCUCUCUGUCAUUCCUCCCCACACUUCUCUCUCUGCCAUUCCUCCCCACACUUCUCUCUCCACCUUUUUGCUCUCUCUUAUUACUCUCCACACUGCCCUUUCUCUUUGAUACAUUUAUCCUAUGCUCUUUUCCCUACUUCUCUGGGAUUUGUCUUUCUGCUUUGA